AUGAUGAGCGACCUUCGAGCUUGGCUACGCAAGCAAGCUCACAUGCUCGAGCAUAACGACGAGCGUGUACUGCAAUGCAGCGAUGGAUUCGGACGCCAAGUUAGCAAAGACUCUGCGGCGACGACGGCUUCUCAGCGGGCAGCUCUUACGCAAGAUGCAGGGUUCCUGAGACAACGAAGUGGCAGCGAUGCCUUCGGUCGUCAAAUCAGCAAAGAAUCCUCGACGCAAGGCGGCAAGGCCAUGGCGUCCGACGUGCAGGAGUUCCAGCAACCCACACUUCUCACUUCCCUUCCGCGAGCUGAGACAGCCAGCCCGAAGUGGCGUGUCGACUGCGAGGUGUACGGGAGCCCCACACUGAUGCCGCACCUGGAGGAGCUCGAAAGUGGGAUAUAUCAAUCCGGCCAGCGCGAGAGUUCUCUGCUCUCCACCAUGAGCCUCUUCACAAACUACUCGAAGCGAAGCUGUGGCCGCGCCUUUCUGCAGAGAGUCGUGGACUCCGCGAAGUUUGAGUUCCUUUGUGGGCUGUUGAUCUUGGCGAACUCGGUUCUGCUUGGGGCCACCAUUCAUUGGCAAGCGCGCCACCGCACAACCGGCAUGCCGGACGUCAUGCAUGCAGUGAGCUUUGCUUUCAAUGCUUUCUUCGUGUUGGAGCUCUGCGCUCGGCUUGCUGCCUACGGGUGCCGAGCAUUCUUCUGCACAUCGAGCAACUACAAGAUCAAUUGGUUCGAUACGGUCAUCGUAUUGGCGAUCCUGCCUCAGCUCGUCGCGGAUGUGUCGAGCAUGGAUGCAACCAAGUUUUCACAUCAUGGCAGCAACUUGCGCGUCCUGCGAGCUCUCCGGCUUGUCCGACUUCUCCGACUUGUUCGAUUACUGCGUAUUGUGCGGUUCUCCCGAUCACUCCAGACCCUUCUCCAUUCCAUCUUCGUGACUCUUCGAGACCUGUUUUGGGCGAUGCUGCUUCUGGCUCUGUUGGUUUACAUGUUCGCCGCAGCUUUCACAGAGGCUGUAAAUCGUGCACUGGUCACCUCUCCUGACGCCUUUUUGCCGGAGGAGGCCGCUGCACUGGCAAGGCUCUUUGGAGACCUGCAGCUGUCCAUCCACACCUUGUUCAUGUCCAUCGCUGGUGGUCUGUCGUGGGUCGAGGCCACGAAUGCGCUUCAACGGAUCAGCUGGUGCUGGGUCUACCUCUUCUGCUCGUACGUGGCCUUCAGUUUAUUCGCCGUCCUCAACGUGAUGACAGGUGUCUUCUGCAAUUCUGCGAUCAAGGGUGCAGAGAAGGACCAGGAGAUGGCUGUGCAGGCGCUGAUGGUCGACAAGCAUGAGCUCAAGAACGUAUUGACCAAGCUCUUCCGGGACAUGGAUGUGAAUGACGAUGGCUCUGUAUGCUACAAGGAGUUCAAGCAGUGCAUGCAGGACGAGAAGGUGAAGAACCUUUUCGAAGCCUUGGACCUCGGUGCCGGGGAUGCGAAGCAGCUUUUCAAGAUUUUGGAUGUCAACAAGGAUAACUUGCUUGGGGUGGACGAGUUCCUGGACGGCUGCACGAAGAUCCAAGGGAAUGCAAAAGCUAUUGAUCUCUUUGAGCUCAGUAUGCAAACCGGCAAGCUGCGAAAGCAGAUCCAUGAAAAUAGCAUGGCGCAGAGGAUACUGAUGGCCAAGAUGGAUCUCAUUGCGACGAAGCUGAAGACUCGAAAUCCCACACUUGCCAAUUCGACUUACUUGUAA
Symbiodinium sp. CCMP2592 is the source of this 1722-nucleotide messenger RNA. Lineage: Eukaryota; Dinophyceae; Suessiales; Symbiodiniaceae. The record is from the annotation of a GenBank genome assembly.